CAACUCAAUCAGUUCGGAAAUUUGGUAUGUAUGUAGGCAGACUUUCUCCGGGUGAAACGGAGUGGGGGCGACCUUGUUAGAGGGAGGCUGGCUGCUGGCUGGCACCUGCGCCUGAGUUUACACUUGUCACUAGCCCGCCGCGCGGAACCGCCGCGCCAGACAUACAAACGCGUCGGCACGCACGUGCUCGCAUCAUAUUUUCAGUGGGAUUUUUGUGGCUGUGUGUGUUGGACUGUGUGGUGGUUUGCUGUGUAAACUUUGGAAGAUCAAAACUUGAACGAUGCGGCUGCGACGCGGGCUGGCUAUAGGCGUCCUCCUCAUAUUACACUUGAGUGGAACUCUCAGCGACCAAACGUCAAACGAGAGUGGCGGGGGUGGCGGAGGUGCUAACGCAGACUCCAGCAAUGCCGUCGAGCCGUCGGCUGACCAGCUGGCCAUGGAGUCCUCAGAGCGAGAGACGCCGAGCCACGCGUACAAUGGACCCCCGCCGCCGGCGCCCCCACCACACAACAGAAGACAAAAUCCACCACAUCAUCAGCAACACCACGCAUUAGGUAUGCCGAGGAUCACGAAUCAUCAUCCUAUCCACUCGAAACCAUUUGCUCUGGGGCCGCCAGUUAGUCACCAUAAGAACGACAUAGGACCUGGCUUCAGAGGUCCACCCGCUCAAUCUGCUGCACCGGUCGACGCUCAAACAUCUGCCAGCGACAAAGUGUUCAGUGGUGCCGGAGACGUGUGGCCGGCUCCUGCUCCUGAUAUGCCUAAAAUUGUUUCUUUGGACGUCAAGUGUGAAAAGAAUGCCAUGCGAGUUUUUCUGAGUUUUGACAAACCGUUCUUUGGAAUAGUUUUCUCUAAAGGGCAUUAUUCCAAUCAUCAAUGCGUCCACCUGCCACCCAACCUAGGCAGAACAACAGCAUCGUUUGAGAUUGGAGCUCACGCUUGUGGAACAGCCGGUAGUGGGGAUCCCAGAUACAGAGGAGACGUGACGGCAGCUGGUACAUACUUUGAAAAUGUUAUAGUUAUUCAGUACGACCCACAGGUCCAGGAGGUUUGGGAUCAGGCUCGAAAAUUACGUUGCACAUGGCACGAUCAGUAUGAAAAAGCAGUCACUUUCCGACCUUUCCCAGUAGAUAUGUUAGAUGUUGUACGCGCCGAUUUUGCUGGUGAUAACGUUGGAUGUUGGAUGCAAAUACAAGUGGGUAAAGGACCAUGGGCCUCUGAAGUAUCAGGUCUGGUAAAGAUUGGGCAAACUAUGACCAUGGUGUUGGCCAUUAAGGAUGACGAUGCGAAGUUCGACAUGCUUGUACGAGACUGUGUAGCUCACGACGGUCAACGCGCUCCUAUACAAUUAGUCGAUAGGCGAGGCUGUGUAACACGACCGAAACUAAUGUCAAGAUUCACGAAGAUUAAAAAUUUCGGGGCCAGUGCUUCUGUUCUUUCAUACGCACACUUCCAAGCAUUUAAGUUCCCUGAUUCCAUGGAAGUGCACUUUCAAUGUACCAUACAGAUUUGCAGGUAUCGCUGCCCUGAGCAAUGCUCUGAUGGUGGUCAAAAUGUUAUUGCUCCCCAUGCCGAAUACGGGCCUCCUCAGAUAGACGCUUUCCCAGUUGGCGCUGAAGUAAGAAGAGACGAGCGAAGAGUACGAAGACAACGUCGUGCUACAUCGCCUGAAAAAGAAGUAGGAGUAAACAGAGUUAUACGUGUUGUUUCCGCAGGAGAUUUAAAUUUAGAUUCUACAGAAGAAACUGCUGCUCCAAGAAUUGUACCCACUCCUGGUCUAGUUUGCAUGACUACUCCAGGGUUCGCAGCGACCCUCGGAGCGCUUCUUGCCACAUUAGUAUGUUCGUGCGCUGUAUCAGUGGUGCUUUUCUUAAAACUAAGACCCAUAACAACUUUGAAGAAAAAAACAGCUGCCAUUGCGACGAUAGCCCGGCCACAUCCACCAACAGCUCGGUUUUAUUCGUAACAUUCAUUGAUAUAAUUUAAUUUGUACAUAUUAGUGUGAUGAGACUGAAGUAUGAUGUAGACCAUUCCAAUUUCAUUAACCUGUGCUAAAUAGUUUGCUCAAUAUAUUAAUGAUCAGAUUAAUACGCAUCCAAAUAGUGAUGUUUAAAAUAAUAAAAAUAUAAUUAAUUUGGCUUGGAAUUUCAUCCACAACACUGCUCAAUUUUAACAAAAAACUUCAGUGACGUCGUUAAUUUGUUUCCUAUUUAUACAAAAUUAUUAGUUUUUGCCUUUGUAUUAUUGAUAUAUUUUAUAUUUAUUGAAAGGAAACUACCCGUGUACUUUACUCUUAAUUAGAACAAAUUAUUAUUUUACGACACAAAUAUAGUAUUAAAUAAUAUAAGUACAAUCUUCUGUUACCUCUUUGCAAAUAAGAGUAGGUAUUUUUAUUUGUCUCAGGGGCAACGGAAAAUACAUGCGUGGUAAUAACAAUCAGCAUUUAGGUGAACCGCUAGAAAAUAAAUUAAAAUAACUUGUCAUUAGUAUUAAUAAUUAUUUAUUCUAGGUAAGUUUAUUGCUGUAGCCGCAUUGCUACAUGUAAUAUAUUUAUGUUAUACCGCCUCAGUACCUCUUCUUUUUUAUUUAUUGUUUUUCUUUACAGAUAAAGGAUUUAUGAUACGUUACUUACUUGUUUUUUUAAGUUAUUUAUUGUGAUUGUUUUUAUAUGCAAUAUUUGAAAGCAUGCCAUCAUUCUUUAAUACUUAUACGUAGUGAAGAUCAUAAUUCUGUUUGACGGUUAUAAAU
Messenger RNA from Cydia strobilella, 2748 nucleotides. RefSeq lists its product as uncharacterized. The transcript is spliced from 4 exons. Bases 281 to 1966 code for a protein of 561 amino acids. NCBI's taxonomy places the organism in Eukaryota, Metazoa, Arthropoda, Insecta, Lepidoptera, Tortricidae. The record is from RefSeq and is a predicted model, not a curated record.